AGGUGGAUUACAGAUGGACGGCGGAGAUGUAUAUGAACCCCCAUCGUUCAACUCUAUAUAAUCCUCACACCGCGCCCUUUCCGCAGAAGCCCUAGAUUACGAGAAAGGUAGGGGCGAAGGUCGCGAGGAAUCGGGUGGCUAUGACUUUCAAGCGCAGGAAUGGCGGCCGCAACAAGCACGGCCGCGGCCACGUCAACUUCAUCCGCUGCUCCAACUGCGGCAAGUGCUGCCCCAAGGACAAGGCUAUCAAGAGGUUCCUUGUGAGGAACAUUGUCGAGCAGGCUGCUGUGAGGGAUGUCCAGGAGGCUUGUGUCUAUGAUGGGUACACUCUCCCGAAGCUGUAUGCAAAGAUGCAGUACUGCGUCUCCUGUGCGAUUCACUCGCAUGUGGUUAGGGUCAGGUCUCGCGAGGCCAGGAGGAACCGUGAACCACCACAGCGAUUCAGACGGCGGGAUGACAUGGCAAGGCCUGGGCAAGGAUCUCGCCCUGUUGGAGCUGGAAAUCCUGGUCGCCCGUGAAGUCGUCUUAUCCUUUAGAGCUCAAAGAGUGUGGUAUUUUGAUGGGGAUUUUAAGCAUUGAAUAUCAUCCUCUAGACUUAGAAGACCUAGUUAGGGAGGUCAAGUAUUAUCACCAUUUCGAGUUUGUUAAAGUUUCGUGGACUUUCGGUUAAUCCAUUUGUUGCUUAACCGAUCAGAUUACUUUGAAGAGUAUUUGAACCAUUUUCUGUGUUUUUUUCUUCAACAGAGAUUUGGCGCUGAUAUGAUAAUGUUCAAAGCAGUGUGAUUACUGGAACACAAACUCAAAUGAAAGUUAAAAGUUGUGCACAAUUUGUCUGUUUGAUCA
Molecule: messenger RNA, 843 nt
Organism: Phoenix dactylifera (date palm)
Lineage: Eukaryota; Viridiplantae; Streptophyta; Magnoliopsida; Arecales; Arecaceae
Product: small ribosomal subunit protein eS26-like
Biological process (GO): translation
Cellular component (GO): ribosome; cytosolic small ribosomal subunit
Molecular function (GO): mRNA binding; structural constituent of ribosome
Source: RefSeq, a predicted model, not a curated record